Molecule: messenger RNA, 2709 nt
Organism: Gadus chalcogrammus (walleye pollock)
Lineage: Eukaryota; Metazoa; Chordata; Actinopteri; Gadiformes; Gadidae
Gene: tspan5a
Product: tetraspanin 5a
Exons: 9
Coding region: 327-1208 (293 amino acids)
Biological process (GO): regulation of vascular endothelial growth factor signaling pathway; protein maturation; protein localization to plasma membrane
Cellular component (GO): membrane
Source: RefSeq, a predicted model, not a curated record
GUCAACAAACAAGGUCCCGUUAAAACCUAUGUGGGUGCGAUUGCAUUUGCAUCUUGCCAGGGAAAAUCCAGAUAAUGGAUCCUUUCUAGGACCGCGCCGUCGUCGUCGCUGUUACACAGGUAUUGAUGGUAGUAUAGGAGUAUAAUCGAUGGAUUAUUAGUUUCGUUUCGUGCGUGGUCCGGCUCAUUUCCACCGGAGAAAACCGGGCAAUCCUGCACUGGUGGUGAUGAGCCUCCGAGGCGGUGAACCUGUUCCUCGGUGCGCACAAAGCCUGUAGUCGGGCCGGAUUUCUACGAGCAUACCGUGUACACGAAUGAUGCUCAAACAUGACGGGGAAUCACUACAAGGGCCACGAGGUCAGCUGCUGCAUCAAAUAUUUCAUUUUUGGAUUCAACAUCCUGUUUUGGCUACUGGGGAUGGCCUUGGUUGCAAUUGGACUGUGGGCAUGGAGUGAAAAGGGGGUGCUAUCCAACAUCUCGUCCAUCACGGACCUGGGGGGUCUCGACCCGGUCUGGCUCUUCAUGGUGGUCGGGGGCGUGAUGUUUAUCCUGGGUUUCGCUGGGUGCAUCGGAGCACUGCGGGAAAACACCUUCCUGCUCAAGUUUUUCUCGGUGUUCCUGGGAAUCAUCUUCUUCCUGGAGCUGACUACGGGCGUGCUGGCCUUCGUGUUCAAGGACUGGAUCAAGGACCAGCUCAAUCUGUUCAUCAACAACAACAUCCGGGCGUAUCGGGACGACAUCGACCUGCAGAACCUCAUCGACUUCACCCAGGAAUACUGGGAUUGCUGCGGCGCCUUUGGUCCGGACGACUGGAACCUCAACAUCUACUUCAACUGCACCGACGCCAACCCCAGCCGCGAGAAGUGCGGCGUGCCCUUCUCCUGCUGCACUAAAGACCCAGCGGAGGACGUGAUAAAUACACAGUGUGGUUAUGACAUACGAGCCAAACCGGACGCCGAGCAGAAGGACUACAUCAACGUGAAGGGCUGCGUGCCGCAGUUUGAGAAGUGGCUGCAGGAUAACCUCACGCUGGUGGCGGGCAUCUUCAUCGGCGUGGCCCUGCUACAGAUUUUUGGCAUUUGUUUGGCACAGAACCUAGUGAGUGACAUUGAAGCUGUGCGGGCCAGUUGGGUGCCCCCUCACCCUAUCAUCACAUGCCGGCCCCCACCCCAUGCGGGCAAGAGCGCGAAGGCUUACUACCACGCAUGAGCGAGGGGGACACACACACACACGCGGGCAUGUGUGUUUUUUUGGCCGGUGGGUGACCAAAAGGAAAAAAUAACAGAAUUAUGCGUUUCCUGGUAGAUUACUUUGUGUGUUUGGUGUUGUGUCGUGGUGACCUAGCGGUGUGUCGUGCCGUGGUUUAGACGUCAGGUGUGUGUGGGUGUGUGUAGGCAGCACCUAGCUGUAGCGUUAGCGACGGUCAUUCAGAUAUGAAAAGGAAGGAAGGAAGGAAAAAAAGGCUUAUAGACGUAAUCUGCAGGCACUGAGGCUUCCUCGUGGACACAGCAAUAUUCGUUGGCGUUGUCUUAUAUAUAUAUAUAUAUAUAUAUAUAUACACACACCGGGCAGUGCACUACAUUUAAUUGUGUUUUGGAUUUGGCUCCAAUGAAUAAUCACCGGCCAGGGAAAUGUGUUUCAUGAAAGUGCCCAGCGCACCACAUAGACGAUUACCGUCUCAAGAUGGUCCACGUUUAUGAUGUAAUGUGUAAUGUCUUCAGACAACUUGCACCUUUAAAGGGUGCAUUCUCGGACUACUACUUAGCAGUCACGUUUCUUCUUGAAUAUUUAAUAUUUGUAGUAGUGCCUAUAGCCUGGGAACCAGACUUCUGCCAACUCGAUUUUUAUCUGAUGUCGGAGUCCUGUUCAGACAGAUUUCCUGCAAUCACAGCCCUUUAUCUCAAAUGGGCCGGGUUUGAUAGGAGGAGUGCCCUUGAGGCAAUUUUGUAAACAGCAAAGAUGGCUGCCGCAGAUGUGGUGCGGUCUGUUGAAUCCGCUAUCGCGACAGUAUUAAACGAGCCGGAUGGUAUUUUUGAUUUUUAAAGAAGGCCAAAGCACUGUGCCUGAAGCAUAAGUUAAAAAGAAAGAUGUGUUUGCCGUACUUUCGACAGGAUUUGGCAAAAAGUUUAAUUCGCCAACCGUCACUCAUCGCACACAUUUUUUUUUCAUGCACUUUCAAAAUGGUCGGGCAAUGUCAGGUUUCCGCAACAAUGGCCUGCUUUCUGGAGCAAUUGUUUUUCCAUGUUGAUGAACCAUCGUUCUGAUUGGCUGUUGUAUUGUAGGGUGGGGAAAAGACAGAAAUAAGCAAUCAGGGGGAUGACGACUAGAAAACAACCAAUCGAUUAGAAGACAACCAAUGAACUGAUCAUAAAUACCUGAUCUGACCCGACAGAGAACCUUUUACAACACUUUCCCUUCCAGUUUCUAGUUUGGUCAGUUUUUCCCACAAUGAGAAUGUCCCUUCUCGCUUUCAUUUCUCAUUCAUACAUUUUAAUUAGUCAACUGUGGUUUCCUGGUUCAUCGUUACCCAAUUUCUCUGACUUUCUCUCCAACUCUCUGGGUGUGGUAGUAAAUAUACAUGUUUUAAUUUGUUCUAAUAAUUAACCCUACCCUGGUGUUAGUUCCUUCUAGCUCUAUAGAGUGUUAGCUAUAAGUGUUAACUGCUUUUCUCUUCAUCAAUAAACCCGGUGGUUUCCUCCUCUUUCCCUCC